Molecule: messenger RNA, 1247 nt
Organism: Macroventuria anomochaeta
Lineage: Eukaryota; Fungi; Ascomycota; Dothideomycetes; Pleosporales; Didymellaceae
Product: WD40 repeat-like protein
Exons: 4
Coding region: 55-1005 (316 amino acids)
Biological process (GO): positive regulation of protein phosphorylation; rescue of stalled cytosolic ribosome
Cellular component (GO): cytosol; nucleus
Molecular function (GO): ribosome binding; translation regulator activity; protein kinase C binding
Source: RefSeq, a predicted model, not a curated record
CGACUUACGACAACCAUCACCGUCGACUUCCCUCUCAAGCCACAUACCGCAAUCAUGGCCGAGCAGUUGGUUCUCCGUGGCACCCUUGAGGGCCACUCUGGCUGGGUUACCUCCCUCGCUACCUCUCUCGAGAACCCCAACAUGCUCCUGUCCGGAUCUCGCGACAAGACGCUGAUCAUCUGGAACCUCACCCGCGACGAGACCUCGUACGGUUACCCCAAGAGGAGCCUCCACGGCCACUCCCACAUCGUGUCCGACUGCGUUAUCUCCUCUGACGGUGCCUACGCUCUCUCCUCGUCCUGGGACAAGACUCUCCGCCUCUGGGAGCUCUCCACCGGCAACACCACCCGCCGCUUCGUCGGCCACACCAACGACGUUCUGUCUGUCUCCUUCUCCGCCGACAACCGCCAGAUCGUCUCCGGUUCGCGCGACCGCACUAUCAAGCUCUGGAACACCCUUGGUGACUGCAAGUACACCAUCACCGACAAGGGCCACACCGAGUGGGUCUCUUGCGUCAGGUUCUCGCCCAACCCCCAGAACCCCGUCAUUGUCUCCGCUGGUUGGGACAAGCUUGUCAAGGUUUGGGAGCUCGCUUCUUGCCGUAUCCAGACCGACCACAUCGGCCACACCGGCUACAUCAACACCGUCACCAUCUCCCCUGAUGGUUCGCUCUGCGCUUCCGGUGGCAAGGACGGAACCACCAUGCUCUGGGACCUGAACGAGUCCAAGCACCUGUACUCUCUCACCGCCGGUGACGAGAUCCACGCCCUUGUCUUCUCGCCCAACCGCUACUGGCUGUGCGCUGCCACCUCCUCCAGCAUCAUCAUCUUCGACCUCGAGAAGAAGUCCAAGGUUGACGAGCUGAAGCCUGAGUACAUGGAGGUUGGCAAGAAGAGCAGGGAGCCUGAGUGCGUCUCCUUGGCCUGGAGCGCCGACGGCCAGACCCUCUUCGCUGGUUACACCGACAACAAGAUCCGCUGCUGGGGUGUCAUGUCGAGGGCAUAAGUCCUGAGCGUUGAGUCGAUGUAGUCGUAUUGUACUGUGACAGGUACGAGGUAGUUGGCGGGCGCAAAUGGGAAAAUCACGAUUCCACAUGUCAAUGACAUCUUCUGUAGCUUGCCAUGGGAUAUGAGUGACGCUCAUGAAAUGCUCAGGCGCUUUAUGCAGAGACGGGUUUUGGGCAUGAUCAAUUCCUUUUCGGUAUUAGCACUUCCAGGCGCUCAGAGGCAAUGAAAAUAUCAAGUCCA